GCCCUGUGGUUUCCAUCCUGCUGAGACACCCGGAUGUCCCUGCGUGGUGUGGGGCUUUGUUCUAUCGUCCUGGGGGUGAGGGGAAGGGAGCUGUGCCCUCCAGAACAGCAGGCUGGAGGGGUGUCUAAGCUCAGAGCUCCGUAUCUGCUCUCCAACUCUCUCUGCCCUGCCUGCAGGAGAUCGAGUUCAUGUACAAACCAGGGAAUGUCAGUGCAGCUCCCGCCGUGGUGGCUCCCCACCAGCCUCGCCUCGACUGGCAGAUGUGGUUUGCAGCCCUGGCGCACCACAGCAGCAGCCCCUGGUUUGCCAGCUUCGUCCACCGCCUGCUGCAGGGCAAGGAGGACGUGAUCCGCCUGGUGCAGGUCGAUGAGGAUAAAUACCCCUUCAGCGCUCAGCCGCCCGUCUACCUCCGCGCCCAGCUCUACAAGUACUGGUUCACCCACAGCGCCGAGAGCGGGGUGGGAGCUGCACGGUGGUGGCGGCGGCAGCAUGUCCAGGAAUUCUUCCCCACCGUCUCACUGGGGGACCCAACGCUGGAUGGUCUGCUUGCCCAGCACGGGCUGAAGGACAAGCUGCCCCUGAGGCGCCCCGUGGAUGCGUUCCUGCCCUGGCUCUUGAGCUCUGUGCGCCGGCUCAGCCGCCCCUUCUCCCCCCACGUCGUGCUGUGGUCCCUCUACCUGGUGGCUGCCACUGCCUGCCUGCUGCGUGCCAUGGCCCGCCGGCCCCGGGGGGGCGCACCCCCCACCCGCCACAAAGCAUCCAAACAGCAGCGGGGGGAUCAGGGGGAGAAGAACGGGCAGCUGCGCAGGAAGGAGGGCAGGGAGGCGGAGGAGAAGGGUGAGGGCCGAACCCGGGGGGCGGCUGAUGGUGAAGGCCCCCGUGGCACCAAGAGGAGGAAGUAGAGGUGCUGGGUGCCCCGUAUUCCACGCACGCUUCCCCCUCUGGAUCCCCACCUCCUGCUCCCCCCCCCCCAGCUCCAUCCCUGUGGGGGGGGGGUUCCUCGCUGGGGCUGGCGUGCCGCUUUCCUGCGGUGCCUUCAUGCACAGCUGGGUCAGUGCAGUGUGUGGCUGCUUCCUUGCCCCCAUCCCCCAGCUGGGGCUGCCCCUGUGCCCCCCUCAGUUGGCUAGGCUGUGGGGUGGGGGCUGUGCUAGGUCUCAGCUGCCUUGUGCUGGGGUUGGGGGGGACUUGGGGGGUUGUUCUGUGCCCCGCAUCACGUUUUUCCCCCUCCUCAGCUCAGUGGGUGGCACAGAGGUUUCCUAUAAUUUUCUAAAUAAAGCCUUUGACAUUCCAA
Molecule: messenger RNA, 1291 nt
Organism: Centrocercus urophasianus (Greater sage-grouse)
Lineage: Eukaryota; Metazoa; Chordata; Aves; Galliformes; Phasianidae
Product: lipase maturation factor 2-like
Exons: 4
Coding region: 189-902 (237 amino acids)
Biological process (GO): protein maturation
Cellular component (GO): endoplasmic reticulum membrane
Source: RefSeq, a predicted model, not a curated record